Messenger RNA from Ixodes scapularis (black-legged tick), 1884 nucleotides. RefSeq lists its product as uncharacterized. The coding region runs from base 651 to 1127 and encodes 158 amino acids. The transcript has a single exon. Lineage: Eukaryota; Metazoa; Arthropoda; Arachnida; Ixodida; Ixodidae. The record is from RefSeq and is a predicted model, not a curated record.
UCUCACGACCACUGUCGCAGAAAAAAAAAGAAAAGAAAAAAAAUAUUCCAACGGGGUGGGGAUUUUUGCUUGGCCUGCACUUGGUUUUUGUGCGGGCCUGUCGGGUUGUGUGUAGUUUGUCAUUCCUCCACUUCGUUUUGUUGUGGACGCCAUGGGCCGAUGACACUGCCCCCUUCCGUUUUCAUGUUUCCUACGUCUUCACGCUUUUUUUGGUUUUUGGCGGCUCCAUUAGUUUUGGUGGAGACCGUUUUUGGUUGUUUUAUUCACUGUCUCCGAUCAGCGAGAUGCGUUUGAGAUUGCCGUUUUAGGCUGAAACACGAGAGUAUUUUGCUUCUUUUCUGGUAGCUUACUGAGGUGUUCGUUGCAUGUGCAUUUUACCCUUUCUUCAUCAUUAUUUGAUGUGGCAGUUGACUUUGCAUUUUAUUUUUAUUUGGGCUAGACCCAUUAUCUUGAACAUCAUUUCGGAGGAAACGGUUUUUGUUCCUCCGUGUGGAAGCCGCUUUUUUUGGCAUUGUGGUACUUAAGUGCGGUGCCAGUACUAUAUCUGCUCAAAGUUGCAUCGCCCCGUUGUGACUAACCAUUUUGUAGCGCACUCUAGAAGUACACGUGCUCUCGAGUGUUAACCAUAUCCCUUUUGUUUCUUUGUGUAUAUGCUGUGCCUUAGCAUUAACAUUAAUGGAGGAAUUUGGUGGUUAAGUGUCACUACUCUCCCCCAGAGUUUCCCACAUGUCUUUGGCCUAGCUUGCACUUGCUCACUCUGGGGAGAAUGCUCCAGGUUCACCUGGGACAACCACUCGAAUUCAGUUAAUAAGUGUAUCUCAAGUUAUGCUGGCAGGUUUCUUCUCUUUAUAUGGAAGGAAAAAAUGUCACUGCAUAUGUGGCAUUCCAAAGGUAUUAUAUUUUUUAUGCCCUCUGCAUGCAGCAGAUUUUACAGUGGCAUUCUUAUUAUUGUUUUGUGCAAUCCAAGCGAGGAUCAGUAUUUGUGCACACCCGCGUUUUCUUUCGUUGCCUCACGGGAAAGUGCAAAGGAUGGAGACAAAGAAAAAGAAGAGAUUGUAAAAGGUUCACAUCAAAGCGUCACACUACUUAACACUGUUUCUCAUCAAAUGUGCAUCAGAUUACCUUAGUGCGAGACACUUGCAUAUGCAGGGAUGCAAUAAUGUGCUGCUUUGCUUUUUAACCCUCGUUAGUUAUGCAGUUUGGCAUAACUGUGCUUAAAGACCGACACACGACUUCCAUUUUCUGCUGGGAGGGUAACCUUCUUUGUAUGCUCCUCUCCUAAGGUGGGUAGAAGAUGAAGGGAAAGAAGGAAGGAAGCAAGCAAAAAAUGCAAAGCAUGUGUCAGUCUUUAAGGUGCAUCUGUAAUGAGUUGCUAAACUAAUUCUUUCACAAAGCUGAUACUAUAGUACUUUUUUUUUUCUCUAAUUUGAGGGAGAUUUAUGUUUUAUUCGCCCUGCACUGUAUUCACGACAGGCAGCUUUCGCACAUCAAGGCAGUCCCAUAGCCACUGCGUGUAUUGUAGCUGCGUGUGAUAUUUUUGGCCAUAUCUCGCCCCCCGAUUGGCUCCCAUAACUUGCCAGUGUAUACCAUGUUUUUAUAAGGCAAAUGUACUUAUUUUGAGUUUUGGAUAUGUGCAUCUCGUUCCUUGGAGGAUGCACGUUCUUAGCUCUUGCGGGCAAUGUUAAUGUGGCCUGUAGUUAGUUAAUACUCAAACUAACAAGGCUUUAUCAGCAAGGAUUUAUCUGUCUAGUAGUUGCAGAAUGCUGCAACACAUUGAAAUUGGAAGCAAUGUUUCACAACAAAGCUCUAACUUGGGAACUUGUGGGAAGAGAAAAGAAAAUAAAGGUUUGACCCUUUUUUUAUUUCUGUCUGGAAACAGCUUGA